Penicillium malachiteum is the source of this 705-nucleotide messenger RNA. RefSeq lists its product as uncharacterized. The record is from RefSeq and is a predicted model, not a curated record. The transcript has a single exon. NCBI's taxonomy places the organism in Eukaryota, Fungi, Ascomycota, Eurotiomycetes, Eurotiales, Aspergillaceae. Bases 1 to 705 code for a protein of 234 amino acids.
AUGCCAGGCUCAGACUGCCUUAAAUAUACUAAGAAAAGAUUGACCUGGCCAGAUGAGGAGAUCCAGGCGAAAUAUAAAAAGAAAUACGUCUGGGGAGAGAUGAUUCUUCAAUUGAUUUAUGCCGAAUUGGAUUUACGGAAACAGGUUCAGCUCGAGGAAAAACUACAGCACAAAGUGAAGGCAUUGGAAAAAUCCAUGUUUGUCACCAAACUCCAAAUUUCAGACGCAAGCCAAGAUCUAGAGAAGCUACACAAUCAGAUUACUUCUGCUGAACAUACAGUCUAUGAAAAAGAGGGUCAUCUUCCUAUAUUGUUGAAAAAGAACUACGACCUCUUGAGGAAGGACCCUCAUUGGUUCAUGCGCAAAGAACUGGUCGAUAAUUGUGCUAGUCAAGGUGGAUGUUGCAGUCGUGACUGUAGAUGCUGUGCUAAGAGGGAAUCUUCACCAAGACACAAGGGCAAGGGUCAUUGUACUGUGGAAUGUUGGUGCUGUUCUAUUUCGCGAGGCUUCGAAUUUUCAGAUGAGCAGAAAGAGGCUCGUACUCUAGAGUGGAAAUCUAUGUUGACAAAAUCUGGAUCUCCAUAUGCUUCAACAUUGGCCAAAUCCUUGAUUUGUCCAGUUUCCAAGUUCAGAUGGAGGUCAUUUUUUACUUCAAGUUCGGAUAAUGCCUCUCAGGACAUCGAAAACCUACUGGAAGGCUACUAA